Messenger RNA from Drosophila bipectinata, 485 nucleotides. RefSeq names its product cystatin-like protein. The record is from RefSeq and is a predicted model, not a curated record. Gene Ontology annotation, molecular function: cysteine-type endopeptidase inhibitor activity. NCBI's taxonomy places the organism in Eukaryota, Metazoa, Arthropoda, Insecta, Diptera, Drosophilidae.
AGUUGUUUCAUUUAAGCCAUGUCGAACGAACCCAUUCUCGGAGGUGUCUCUAAGUUGCAGGGAGAGGAGUUAAAGGAGGCCCUGGAACUGUUGGAGACAUCCCUUGCGAAGCUGGAAGCCACCGAUGGUCUUUUCUACAAAGCCGUCAACGUGACCUCUGUGACGGGACAGACGGUGGCUGGAUCUCUUUACACCUACGAGUUGGAACUCCAAAUUGAAUCGGACAAGAAACCGGCCACCGUGACGAUCUGGUCCCGCAUAUGGCUAAAGGAGGACGGUACCAACAUCAAGAUCCACUCCGGAGGCCAGUUGCAGUUGGAUCGAACGUGGUAAAUGUUUGAUAAGAAUCCAGGUGUUCGAUAUAAGCCCCUGCCAAGCUCCCAAAGAACACAAUAGUUUUAAUAAUUGUAUAAUUUGUAAACUUAAUAAUGUAUGGCUGUUAGAAGUGUAACCGAAAAUACAAUAAAAAAAGAUUAGGUUCAUAA